This is a messenger RNA of Linum trigynum, 3318 nucleotides long. Lineage: Eukaryota; Viridiplantae; Streptophyta; Magnoliopsida; Malpighiales; Linaceae. The record is from the annotation of a GenBank genome assembly.
AUGGAUCGGGAGGGGAACGGCGAGGAUGCUGCCCUUGUGGAGCCGAAGCCAGAUGCCGGCGGAGGAGAAGCUGAUUCGGUUGGGGAGAAGAGGCCGCUGCCGGCGGAGGUGGAGAGCGAGGAUGUUGGUAGGGAUGCGAAGAAGCUGAAGAAGAAUUCGGCAGGGGAGAUGAGGCAGGUGGCUGAGAUGCUGCUGGUGUUGUCCGCCAUGGGGCGGAUGAGAGGAGGUAGGGAUCCUACCGAGGACGAGGUGAAGCUGAUGGUCGCGGCGAAGGAUAAAUUGGCCGAGAUCUGUCAGCGGUUUGCGCCGAAGGAGUUGGUGAAUGGAGAUGCGGUUGGGAAGGUUAUCGAGGAUUUGGGGCUCGAUUGGAGGCUGAAUGAUCAGAGAUUAGGAUUUCGUGGAUCCAGGAUGUCGAUUAAGGAGAAGGUUGCCCACGCACAGAGGAAGAUGGAAGAACCGAAGGUCACUCCACAUGUAUCUCAGACGUCACACUCACAUCAAAGCUUUGCAGUCACAGCUGAAGGUCGUGUUCCGACACACACUGUUCGGCCGCUUCCAUUUGAGAAACCAACUCAUGCGUCUUUACCUUCUGGAACUGCUCCUGUUCAUCCUCCUCCUUUCACUCAUGUUUCUGCAACAGCAGCAUAUAUGAAGGCUUCCAAUGCUGAAGCAAAAGGAGCAGCAGUAUCUGUGCGGUUACCAAUUAAUCAUGUUGGGAACUCAUCUGUAGUAGCAGCACCAAGAGGGAAGUUUAUUAAGGUGGAAGGAGGACCAAAUGCGAACACUUACACACUAAAUCCAAAAGCUCCUUUACAUCAUCCUCUGGGGAAUGCUCCAACUUGGUCUUUACAACCCAGUCCCUUACCCUCUACGGUGGCGGCAGGCAGCAAGGUGCCAAGUCAUACUCCUGUAAAGGCCGAUGGGAUUGCUAAUUCAGGUGUACCAUGGACAGGUCAAGGUGGUAGUCAAGCAUUCAGGCCACCAAUUACUCAAUCAGCAGCAACAAGUAUGCCAAGUGUGCAUCAGCCCACGCAAACUGUGAAGGCUGUUUACAGUAAUCACAGCGAGAUUGCCAAAGUUGUUCAGAAGUUACUGCAACCAAAGCUUCCUGAACAUCCCACUUGGACUCUUCCUUCAAGGGAAUACAUGAACAAGGCUUUGACUUGCCAAAGCUGCAACCUCACUAUCAAUGAGGUUGAAAAUGUUAUCAUUUGUGAUGCUUGUGAGAAAGGAUUUCACCUAAAAUGUCUGGAAUCUGUAUUCCAGAAAGUUGUUCCUAGAACUGAGUGGCACUGCAUGAAAUGCACAUCAUUAAGCAACGGGAAACCGUUUCCCCCUAAAUAUGGCCGUGUCAUGAGAAGCAUGACCCCUCCAAAGGGGCCUGCUAGUGCUACCCAGGCUGGAGCUCAGUCCUUGUCAGAUAAGAAACUAGUGAAUAUGGGUCAGAAGGGUGAUCAAGAUAAAAUGAGCUCUGUGUUAGAAAGUGUUACAGAAUCUGGAACUUCUGGGUGUGUGGACCUUGUCUCUGGUUCUAAGAUUGGUAGUGAAAGAGGACUGUCAGGAAACAGCAUCACUUCAAAAGAAAAAGGUACGAGCUUGAUGUCUCAUGCUGGAACUCUUCAAAAUGAAGCUGACUCAAGAAAACCUCCAGGGCCCAUUCAUGAUUCAUCUUCUGUUGCAUUGUCAGGUGAAACAUGCAGUCCACAAAUUCAAGCAUGUGGAUCUCCUAUUCAUGACAAGAGAUCCACUUCUGAACAAAAACUGGAUCCUCCUGCUUUUCUGUCUGGCCACAUUCAUGAUACGUGUGAAGCCAAAUCUCAGCACAAUGUGCGAGAUGUUGCUGAAGGAGGACCUUUAAACACUGCUAAAGACCUUCCAGUUACUUGUCAAGGUGGUGAUGUUGAAGAAUCAAAGAAAACGUCUGCUUCAGGAUAUGAUAUCAAACCAAUUGAGGAAGGUGAUGCUCAGGCAUCUUCUCCUUCAUUACAUAAUGACAAGCAAAGUGAGGUUGAUCCUGGUUUAGAUCACGAUGUCAUGCAAAGUGAGCAUGGUGUUCCUCCUGCACCUUCUGCAUCAGAACAGAAUGUCAAGCAAGGCGAGCAACCUGCGCCGUCUGCUUUAGAACAAAAUGUGAAGCAAAGUGAGCAAGGUGUUGGCUAUUCACCUUCUGCUUCAGAACAGAAUGCCAAGCAAAGUGAGCAAGGUGUAGGACAUGCGCCUUCUGCUUCAGAACACAUUGCUGUGCUAGGUGUUGGUCAUGUGGCUUCAGCUUCAGAACACAACGUCAAGCAAAGUGAACAAGAUGAGCAACCUGCGCCUUCUGCUUCAGAACAAAAUGUGAAGCAAAGGGAGCGAGAUGUUGCCUGUGCACCGCCUGCUGCAGAACACAAUUCUAUGCAAAGUGAGCAUGGUGUUGCUCAUGGUCCUUCUUCUUCAGAACACAACGUUAACCAAAGUGAGCAAGGUGUUGUUCCUGUGCCUGCGUCAGAACACAAUGCCGUGCAAAGUGAGCAAGAUGUUGCUCAUGCACCUUCUUCUUCAAAAGAAAAUGCCAAGCAAAUUGAGCCGGGUGGUGUUCAUGCUCCUUCAGAACACAAUGUUGACCAAAGUGAUCAAGGUGUUGCUGAUGCACCUUCUGCAGAACGGAAUGUUGAGCAAAGUGAGCAAGGUGUUGCUCAUACCCCUUCGGGUUCAGAACACACUGUUGAACAAAGUGAGCAAGGGGUUGCUCAUGCACCUUCUGCUUCAGAACACAAUGUUGAGCAAAGUGAGCCAGAUGUUGCUCAUGGGCAUCCUGCUAAGAACACUAGUGGUUCUAGUAACAGCGUGCAAUUGUCUCCUGAGGUGCUUCAAACUGUUGAGUGGGUUGGUUCUACGAUUAAGGUUUUCGAUGACAAAGCAUUCUACGAGUCUUGUUGCAUUGGAGGAGUGGUGUACAAAGUGCUGGAUCAUGCCCUUUUUCAUUCUAGUCAUGGCAGCUUGAUACCUUCUAAGAUUCAGUCAAUGUGGGAGGAUAUGAAAACUGGGUCAAAAUGGGUCACAGUCAAUAGGUGUUAUUUGCGGGAGGACUUACCUGAGGGUGUAGGCCAACCAUUUUCUCCCGAAAGUAACGAGGUGUAUGAUUCCAACCAUGAGAUUAUUGUGAUGGCUGGGUUGAUUCAAGGCUCAUGUAAAGUUCUGCCUCCUGUCACCUAUAAAGAAGAGGCUGAAAGACGGAGCCAAUUGGCAGCAGAGAUAAACAACAAAUCAGAACCAGUUUUCCUAUGCAAGUGGUUUUUCGAUAAACUCAGAGGAAGUUUUCAACCUGUUUUCAGCUGA